Molecule: messenger RNA, 3050 nt
Organism: Striga asiatica
Lineage: Eukaryota; Viridiplantae; Streptophyta; Magnoliopsida; Lamiales; Orobanchaceae
Source: the annotation of a GenBank genome assembly
AAGAUCGAUCCUUUGCUGCCUCACUUGGGUUUUCUCACUCUCACUAUCCCUCCCCCAAAUGGAGGCUCUAGCAGAUCGCCCCAUCAAAAAUUCACCUCCGAAAAUCAUCUGAAAUCGCGCUCCGCCGCCGGUGUCCGGCGAGUUGGCUUUGCUUAUGGGCUUUCGAGAUUCAGGGAAGCUCGUCGCCGGCUGUGCUGUGUGAAAACGAGGUCGUACGCUGAGGAUAAAAAUGGAGGAGGGGAUUUGGUUAGCGACAGUAGCAAAAGUGCUGGGAAUAUGAAGCAAGAUCAGGGUCUUUUGCUCGGGGCUGAGAGGAACAGCGCCGGCUCUAUUGUUGGGUUCAAUUUGGUUGCUCGCUCAGGUCAACUUCAACUAACUUCAGCAAUCAGCAGUGAAAAAAUCCUUGAAUCUCAAGAAACUGAAGGUAAAGUAGGAGAAAAUCCAUCUGAAGACGUUGAAAAAGAUGAGGAAGCUUCAAUUCGGAUAACAUACAAUAUAAUUUUCGUAACUUCCGAAGCAGCUCCAUAUUCGAAAACCGGAGGCUUGGGAGAUGUUUGUGGCUCUUUGCCUAUAGCAUUAGCUAAAAGGGGACACCGUGUAAUGGUUGUCUCUCCUCGGUAUUUGAGUGGAAAUUCAUUGGAUAAAAGAUAUUCGAAUGCUGUUGAUACCGAAAGGCGGUCGAAAGUCGACUGCUUUGGUGGUGUGCAGGAAGUUGGAUUUUGCCAUGAGUACAGGGCUGGAGUUGAUUGGGUCUUUGUUGACCACCUUCCAUACCACCGCCCGGGAACUCCAUAUGGCGAUACUUAUGGUGCUUUUGGUGAUAACCAGUUCCGCGUUACAUUACUUUGUCAUGCGGCAUGUGAAGCUCCAUUAGUGCUGCCGUUGGGAGGGUUUACUUAUGGCGAAAACUGCCUAUUUCUUGCAAAUGACUGGCAUGCUGGCCUAGUUCCUGUGUAUGCUCUGCAUAUCGGUCCAUCAAAAAUUCACCUCCGAAAAUCAUCUGAAAUCGCGGGUUUUAGCUCCGCCGCCGGUGUCCGGCGAGUUGGCUUUGUUUCCGGGCUUUCGAGAUUCAGGGAAGCUCAUCGCCGUCUGUACUGUGUGAAAACGAGGUCGUACGCUGAGGAUGAAAAUGGAGGAGGGGAUUUGGUUAGCGACAGUACCAAAAGUGCUGGGAAUAUGAAGCAAGAUCAGGGUCUUUUGCUCGGGGCUGAGAGGAACAGCGCCGGCUCUAUUGUUGGGUUCAAUUUGGUUGCUCGCUCAGGUCAACUUCAACUAACUUCAGCAAUCAGCAGUGAAAAAAUCCUUGAAUCUCAAGAAACUGAAGGUAAAGUAGGAGCAAAGCCAUCUGAAGACAUUGAAAAAGAUGAGGAAGCUUCAAUUCGGAUAACAUACAAUAUAAUUUUCGUAACUUCCGAAGCAGCUCCAUAUUCGAAAACCGGAGGCUUGGGAGAUGUUUGUGGCUCUUUGCCUAUAGCAUUAGCUAAAAGGGGACACCGUGUAAUGGUUGUUUCCCCUCGGUAUUUGAGUGGAAAUUCAUUGGAUAAAACAUUUUCGAAUGCGGUUGAUACCGAACGGCGUUCGAAAAUAUACUGCUUUGGUGGUGUGCAGGAGGUUGGAUUUUACCAUGAGUACCGGGCUGGAGUUGAUUGGGUCUUUGUUGACCACCUUUCAUACCACCGCCCGGGAACUCCAUAUGGCGAUACUUAUGGUGCUUUUGGUGAUAACCAGUUCCGGUUUACAUUACUUUGUCAUGCGGCAUGUGAAGCUCCAUUAGUGCUGCCGUUGGGAGGGUUUACUUAUGGCGAAAACUGCCUAUUUCUUGCAAAUGACUGGCAUGCUGGCCUAGUUCCUGUGUAUGGGGUCGAGCCAGCAGCCACAUAUAAGAACUUGGGAUUGCCGCCAGGUUGGUACAAGGCACUCGAGUGGGUCUUUCCCACAUGGGCUAGAACGCAUGCUCUCGAUCCUGGUGAAGCUGUUAAUGGUUAUUCAUGGGAAAUAACCACCCCUGAGGGUGGAUAUGGAUUGCAUGAGCUAUUGAGCAGUCGAAAAACAGUUCUUACAGGAAUUACAAAUGGGAUCGAUGACAGUGAGUGGGAUCCAUCAAGAGACGAGCAUCUUGCAUCUCACUACUCGGUUCAAGACCUCUCCGGAAAGGCUGAAUGUAAGCUAGAACUUCAGAAAGAACUUGGCCUUCCAGUUCGACCUGAUUGUCCUCUGAUUGGUUUUAUUGGGAGACUUGACUUCCAGAAAGGCGUUGACAUUAUUCUUUCAGCCAUUCCAGAUCUUAUGCACGACGAUGUCCAGUUUGUAAUGCUUGGAUCUGGAGAGAAACAGUACGAAGAUUGGAUGAGACAUUUAGAGUCGGUCUAUAAGGAUAAGUUUCGAGGUUGGGUUGGCUUCAAUGUCCCGAUUUCUCACAGGAUUACUGCAGGCUGUGAUAUACUCGUGAUGCCAUCAAGAUUCGAACCGUGCGGUCUAAACCAGUUGUACGCCAUGAAAUACGGCACUGUUCCUGUGGUCCACAACACGGGUGGACUUAGGGACACAGUCAAGAAUUUCAACCCGUAUGCAGAUGAUAUCUGCGGUGAAGGCACUGGGUGGACCUUUACUCCUCUAUCGAGAGAAAGUCUACUGGCCACAUUAAGAAUAGCAAUUGGGACAUACAAAGAGCACAAGUCUUCAUGGGAAGGACUAAUGAGACGGGGAAUGGAAAGAAACUCAUCGUGGGACAAUGCAGCAAAUAAAUACGAGCAAGUAUUUGAGUGGGCUUUUAUUGAUCCUCCUUACGCAGGCUGAGUUUUACGUAGCAAAAACGAGACGUAACUUAUGCAUUGAAAGCGGCAUUUUGCUCGAACAACUCGUUAGAUUUUAUGUUUUUGCUAUUUACUUUUAGAAGCCAAGUAUUUUUUCAGGUUCAUGAUUUUGUAUUUAGUUUUAGAAGCUAAAACAAUAUUUUUUUGGAUGUGUAAACCAUAAAUGGAGACUGCAUGAUAUGAUUCAAUAAAUUCUGUUUCUAAAUAAUAUAUUAUAAUUCGUUCACAGUUCAAGAA